Cladophialophora psammophila CBS 110553 is the source of this 645-nucleotide messenger RNA. RefSeq lists its product as uncharacterized. The transcript has a single exon. The record is from RefSeq and is a predicted model, not a curated record. NCBI's taxonomy places the organism in Eukaryota, Fungi, Ascomycota, Eurotiomycetes, Chaetothyriales, Herpotrichiellaceae. Bases 1 to 645 code for a protein of 214 amino acids.
AUGGCGGACCAGGGCGAGCAGGCGAGCUCUGGACAGGAUGCCAACAAAAGUGUUAGCGGAGCUUUCUUUCCAUGGCAGGACAUCUCGGUCACCCGAGGAACGACCCCGAUCAUCUCCCUGCUUUGUCAACUUAUGGUUGGAUUCAUCGUUAGCUUGAAGGUCGCGCUGCUAGCCAGCGGUCCUGCCAUUAAACAGAUCGGCGAGCAAGAAAUUCAAACUACAGGUUGGACUCUAACACUUCGUGUAUGGCCAGCUCUCUUCCUCAUCAUCGGACAUAUUAUCAUGACUGGUUAUGUGCUUUGGGUCGCUUACCUCAAUCGCCGAAAGUCGACUGGUCUCAGGUGGGACCCUGUUACCAUUGCUGAUUACUGUGCUUUGUUUGCACAUUGUGAUGUUGCAGAAUACUUCUCAUCCCUUGAAUUGCUCCACAACCGCAACGCAAAGCAAGUCCUGUCGAAGAAUCAUCGAUUUCGACUGGGUUACUGGGAAAAGCCCAUUCCUGGGCCGCCUGAGAGAUUUGUUUUGGUGUAUGGCAUUGGCACAACGUGGAAGCAAGCAGGUACAUUGUGUGGAUUCAUUUGUAUGGACAAGUGCUCACCGAACGACAGCUCGCGCACCAACGUCGUUCGAACCCAGCUGGUAUGA